This is a messenger RNA of Physeter macrocephalus (sperm whale), 577 nucleotides long. RefSeq names its product sorting nexin-15-like. The record is from RefSeq and is a predicted model, not a curated record. NCBI's taxonomy places the organism in Eukaryota, Metazoa, Chordata, Mammalia, Artiodactyla, Physeteridae. The transcript is spliced from 4 exons. Gene Ontology annotation, molecular function: phosphatidylinositol binding. The coding region runs from base 118 to 426 and encodes 102 amino acids.
GAAGGGCGCAGGCCCGGGAGAGGCUGUGGCCGGCGGAGACUGACCUGGAGGGGCAGGGGCGGGGGCGGCGUGGAGGAGGCGGAGGCCGGCAGUCAGCUCUGCUCCAGCUCGAUUGCCAUGUCCCGCCAGGCGAAGGACGACUUCCUGCGGCACUACACAGUCUCCGACCCCCGGACCCACCCAAAGGGCUACACAGAGUACAAAGUGACGGCGCAGUUCAUCUCAAAGAGGGACCCGGAGGAUGUCAAAGAGGUGGUGGUCUGGAAGCGGUACAGCGACUUUCGAAAGCUGCAUGGAGACCUGGCCUAUACCCACCGCAACCUCUUCCGCCGCCUGGAGGAGUUCCCUGCCUUCCCCCGCGCCCAGGUGUUUGGAUGUGAUACGCAUGAGGGCAGAGACCUUGCUUCUCUCUCAUUCACCUUCUGAACCUAGCACAUAGUAGGUGCUCAACAAACAUCUGGUAAACGGAUGAAUAGGGAGAUUGGUCCCUCCUUGCAAGACCCUCACCCCAGGCGGAGCCAAGGAAGAUUCCUAGGAGAAUGGGGAGGGGGGCAGUGGGCUCCUCAGAACCAGGAAA